UACAGUUACCUGCAGGAUAGUGAACCACUGAGGCUGCGUUUGUUACUUGAACAUUAAGGGACUAGCAGUUCGGUCCUUCACUGUGCUGGCUGGAUUUGCUUGUGGUUGUUCUUAGCCACUGCUCAUGUAAUGCACUCUCUUAACCAGGAAAUUAAGGCAUUCUCCCGGAAUAAUCUCAGGAAGCAAUGCACCAGGGUGACAACGCUAACUGGAAAGAAGAUUAUAGAAACAUGGAAAGAUGCCAGAAUUCAUGUUGUGGAAGAAGUAGAGCCGAGCAGUGGGGAAGGUUGUGGUUAUGUGCAGGACCUUAGCUUGGACCUGCAAGUUGGUGUUAUUAAGCCAUGGUUGCUCCUGGGGUCACAAGAUGCUGCUCAUGAUCUGGAUACACUGAAAAAGCACAAGGUGACUCAUAUUCUCAAUGUUGCAUAUGGAGUUGAAAAUGCUUUCCUCAGUGACUUUGUAUAUAAGAGUAUUUCUAUAUUGGAUCUACCUGAGACCGAUAUCCUGUCUUAUUUUCCAGAAUGUUUUGAAUUUAUUGAACAAGCAAAAAUGAAGGAUGGAGUGGUUCUUGUUCACUGUAAUGCAGGAGUUUCCAGGGCUGCUGCAAUUAUAAUAGGCUUCCUAAUGAAUUCUGAAGAAAUCUCAUUUACCAGUGCUUUUUCUUUGGUGAAAAAUGCAAGACCUUCCAUAUGUCCAAAUGCUGGUUUUGUGGAGCAGCUUCGUACAUAUCAAGAGGGCAAAGAAAGCAAUAAGUGUGGCAAAAUACAGGAAUUAGAAGAAACAACAGUUCCUGAGUUACAUUCUUGCUGAUGAUGGACAGCUAUAAUUUCUGAGUUGGUCUCUAGAGCCACCUU
Molecule: messenger RNA, 854 nt
Organism: Eubalaena glacialis (North Atlantic right whale)
Lineage: Eukaryota; Metazoa; Chordata; Mammalia; Artiodactyla; Balaenidae
Gene: DUSP19
Product: dual specificity phosphatase 19
Exons: 4
Coding region: 130-810 (226 amino acids)
Biological process (GO): regulation of MAP kinase activity; protein dephosphorylation
Cellular component (GO): cytoplasm
Molecular function (GO): JUN kinase phosphatase activity
Source: RefSeq, a predicted model, not a curated record